UGUCUGUAUAUUAAAGGGUUGUAAGAAUGUUUAUAAUAAACGGUAUAUUUUAUUACAAAUAUAAUUUUAUGAAAUGGUAGAUUAUAAUUAACACUAGAACGGCGGGAAAAUCUUACCUACUGGAACGGCGGUAAGGGGUCAAUUUGACCCUUCGAUGAAAGUAUUGAAAUAACAACGGUAGCAGAAAAUGUUUUCAUCAGUUAUGAAUGAAUAGUGAUACUUGAAACUUAGGUUUGGAUUCUUCUGGAAAAAAAGAUUAAGAUUAUGUAUUCUGAAUGGAUAUCAGUUCCAGCAACUAGGAAUGCAGAAGAUAAAAGAUGGAGUGUUCUGCAUACUCUACCAGGAACUGCGGGCCGAGAUGUAGUCAUUGCUGUUAUUAAACCACUAGCUAGUAAUCUAGGUAUUAGUACACCGUCAUGUGAUCCUAGUAUACUAGUGUCAGAUAAAGAAGUACACUGGUGUAUGGAGGUUAUCUGUUUUGGACUUGGCUUACCAUUAUCAGAACACGAAGCCAUUCGAGAUUGUGUAAAUGUAUAUUGUGAAUGGAUGUUAGCUUUGACAAAACCCAAGAUAUGUGUACCUAAAUGUAUAACUGAUGAUUCCAAUACGUACACCAGGAAAAUGUUACAUCAUCUGUACAAUCUAUUCCUUCCAAGAAAUGACAAUAGUGCUGAUAUUAUCAAUAGGCAAGCUGUACUUUGCCAUAGGGUUCUUCGUACAAUUGAAGCUGUAGCUCAAGAAUCAGUUAUUAUUGAGCGAGAAACUUGGGAUGCUCUUCUCCUUUUUCUGCUAGCUAUUAAUGACACACUUCUAGCACCACCAUCUGUUCCUGAUGAUAUUGGAAGUCAUCUUUGUGAAAGAAUUCUUGGAGUAUUGAUUGAAGUAUGGUUAUUGGCUUGUCAUCGAUCUUUCCCUUCACCUUCACUUUGGAAAACAUUUCGAGAGUUAGCUUGUAGUUGGCGUCAUCGUAUAGCUUUGGUUGAUCAGUGGAACAGAGUGAAUUUAGCUCUUACAUCUCGUGUUUUGCAAUUUAUGUAUGCUUCACACUUUCCAAAUAUUAAACUAUCUGAUGAUGAUAUGCAUCUAGUACCUGCCGACAUGAGUAAUGAGAGUAUUGCUCAAGCAUGGUUUAGAUUAUUGCAUACUCUUGGAAAUCCUGUUGAUCUUUGUCGGCCUGAGGUUAUCAGCCAGACUCCUAAAUUCUAUCAUUUUGCCUUGAGCAGUGAAAUGGUUAUUGAUCCAUGCCAGCACCCUUGUCUUGCUGUUUUACCUCAGAUAUUUUAUAAAGCAAUGAAAGGUAUUUCUAACCUUGUGGAUGUGUUUUUAGGUAUUGCUCAGCUUGAUUCCGAAGAUAGUACUCAUAUUCCAAGAACUUACUCUCACACAAUUUCAUCUUCAUCAUCUACUCCUCCUUAUAGUCGAAGAGGAUUUUCAAAGAAUGUACCAAAAGACAGUGCUACUAAAAGUGUGCAAAAAACAAGUCUGAUAUCUGGUUUAACUUCUUCAAAGUCUAAUCCAAACCAACCAACACAUCUUGGUCAAUCACAGCAGCAAUUAUUGAAUCAGCAAACACCUCAGCAAUCUCCUAUAUCUACACCUACAACUUCUUCUGCUCCGCUUUUACGUCCACCACUAUCACCAUCACGACCCAAAUGUAAUUCAGUAUUGCAUUUGUUUGGAACAUGGUUGUUUGAAGCUGCCCUUGUAGGAUCUGAUAUGUCAUCAUUUACAUCAAGCUCUGAACAAAAUGACAGUAGUUUAAGAAGGCCAAGCUCACUUGUAUUAGAUAGCAGGCAGAGUUCAGCUCCUAUGUUAGAGUCUUUUGAAAUACCAUCAAAUUUAACUCUGGAAAACUUUGAAGCUGGUCAGGCAGAAGCUGUUGGUUCUCUAUGUCGUAUAUUUUGUGCUAAACGCACUGGUGAAGAAAUUCUGCCUGUUUAUCUUGCAAGAUUCUAUUUAGCUUUACAGUAUGGGCUGUCUGGAGGUUUGGCAAGGGAGCAAAUGUUAGCAAGUAUUUUAUUGAAUUCAAGUGAUUUACUCCGAAAGGACUUAGAUGGAGUAAUGGUCUUAGUUCCCCAAUUUCUUCAAGCUCUGGAAUUAGUACUACCAGCUGAAAUGAAAAUGAGGCCUAGUCCAUUGGUUGCCCAUGCUGAACUUAGGCAUUCUGCUAUUCAUUUAUUGCUGUCAAUGCUGCCUCUACCACUUCAUUAUUUCAAUCUACCUAUCAAAGCUAUUUCAGGAGAAAAGUCUACCCUUACUUUUCAGUCUCUUAAAAUUAGGUUGGUAAAUCUCCUGAUAAAUGCUUUGCAAGUUGAAACUGAAAGCACAAACACCCAUAUGUUAUUAGGUGGUCUCUUAUUUUAUAUACAAGAUUCCGCUGCAAGUGAGGAAGUUGAACAGAUUACUCAACCUUCUUCAGCAGACAUUGUUAGUGUUGAAUCUGUCACCAGUCUGUUGUGUUCUGACCUGCAGCCAGAAGUAGCCGAAAGCUGUUGUGACUCCUUAAGUUCAUCUGAAUGUAGCAGUUUGGGUCCUGAUCUUGACAAUCUUCUUCGGACAGAUUUUCCCCUCCUAGUGGAUGAUUCAACACAUGCUCUGUUCUUGCGAGCUACAUAUCUCAUUUGCCAUCGUUUAAUAUCGUCUUGGAAAACUGACCUUAAUGUAUCUUUAGCUGCUCUGGAAGUUUUGUCUGGUUUAGCUCGCAUACAUCUACCUCAAGCUGUAAAAAUUGCUGCUGAUUCCCUUGAGGGCAAGAGGGCUGUGAAGUGGAUAUGUGAUUAUAUAGUCUUUCAGUGUUCAAGACCACCUCCUGCACAUUCGAAAGAUUUACACUCAACAAUUGUUGCAGCAUAUCAAUGUGUUACAACUUGGCUUGUUGAACAUCCUGAUCUUCUGAAUGAUAAAGAGACUGUUCACACUGUUCUUGAAGUUGUUGAACUCGGAAUAUCCGGAUCUAAAUCUCAACCUAAAAGGAGUGAUCCACCUAAGUAUAAAGGCGAUAAAGAUUUGAAACCAGCAUCUAUGCGCGUAAGGGAUGCUGCUGAGGCUGUAUUAGCAUGCAUGCUGGAUCAUGUUGGUUAUUUUCCUCCUCCAUGUGGUCCACAAAAUUUGUCUUCACUUUUGGAUGAGAAAGCAUUACUUCAACAAUGUAAAAAUUUAAAUGAUGAUGAACUCACAAAAGAAGAAGUUGUAAAGCAUUUUCGAUACUUUGCGUUGGACAAUUCUAUUAUUUUGGCUCUUCUUGAACAGCAUUUGGGAAAUGAGCAAGGUGAAAAUCCUCAACCAACUUUGACAUCUCUUAUCAGAGGUCCAUUUGGACGACACGCAUGGUGUGUUCAACUUCGCCAUUUACCUCAUUAUAAAUCUGGCAGCAAAUAUUAUGCUUUGAAUCCUGGUAGGCCUCUGCCAAUGAAUGAUGUUGGACUUGUACACAACAUUAAGCAAAGGUAUUUUCCUGAGGCUGUAGAUAAGAUCCCAGCAUGUCAAGCAGAUAAAAGCAUACCUUCAUUAGAAAAUAUUUCUCGAGUUAGUGCUGAAGAGCAUGAAAAGCUUGUGAAACUUAUUGAAAACCAGAUCAACUUUGAAGCUUCAGUGAAAAAAGCGGAGGAUUCUCAAUAUAACGAGUAUCCAAAUCCUGAAACUGAAUGUAAAGCUCCCAGUCUUUGCCAGGAAUUCCAGACUUCUCGCUUGUUUCUUUCCCAUCUUGGUUUUUUGAAUUCAGAAGCAUUAAAGGAAUCUUUGACUCAGCCUUUACCAUCUUUGGUUGUACUAGAUCAACUUGCAGACAAUUUUCCUAAUAAAUUGGAAGAAAUUGACAGCACACCAAGUAGAACGGCUGACACUGUUUUCAUACUCUAUGUUCAAAGUGGGCAGACUUCUGUUGAUAGCUUUUUGCAAAAUGUAACUUCUGAAAAUAUCCAUCCUCAUUUCUUGGAAUUUUUAAGGUCUCUAGGUUGGCCUGUAGAUGUAAAAAAACAUGCUGGGUGGACGGGCCACAUUUCUACUGCAUGGAAGAUUCUUCCAAAUGAUGACUUGGAUUCCAUCCCUGAACAAGAGACAGUUAGCGUUUAUAAUGGUAAGCAUAAAGUGUUAUAUUGGUCUGAUGUUUCUUCUGAACUGGCUUUUGUUGUUCCAAGCCCUGUUUCUCAGGAGAGAAGUUUUAGGAAAGAAACAAAAGUACAUGACUUCGGUGACAAUGUAACUCUUCGAAAUAAAGAAUCCAGGGAUUUUACAAGAGAAGCUGAUAGAAGAACUAUGCCUUCUGGUUCAAUAUCUGAUGUAUCUGUACCUCGAGCAAUGUCUUUGAAUUUAGAUGCUGGAGAUGACAUAUAUCAAGGACAAGGCCGUAGCUCUGGUCGGAAGUUCGGAAGGCAGCAUAGUUGUGCAAUUGCUUGUGAUAUGAAAGUUGUUGUAGCAUGGCUAGAAAAUUUAGAUGAUUAUAUUUCAUUUCCUUUAGCUGAUGUAGUGCCGUUGCUGAAUACUGGAUUAGAACCACCAAAUUUUAUAUCUCGUACAUCUGAAAAGGACUUAUUUGUAAUUUUUGUACAUCCAUUAGAAAGCGGUUUAUUUCAGAUCAAACUUCAAGGACCUGCUGGCAAGAUGUCUAUUGCUUUACCAUUGGUUGAUGGUAUGGUCGUGAGUCGUCGAACUCUAGGAACUCUAGUUAGGCAAACUGCAUUAAAUAUGUUGCGCAGGAAAAGAUUAGAUGCAGAUAGCUGCCAACCACCACAUGUUAGACGCAAAUUGAAAAUACAGGAUGCAAUUAGUAAAUACAAUAGGAAAUUAUCAGAACCUGAAUUUUUAUCAUCUUUAUUUCAUGCAUCAUCAACAAAUUAAGAAAACCUUAAAUUUUUAAAGGAAUAAAUUUCAAGGAAUUGAUAAUGUAAUAUUUGUAAUUAGUCACUGAAAUUAAUUUUCUGUGUAUAUAAUGAUGUAUAUAUGCUCCAUUACAAGAAAUGUGUGAGGUUUUUGUAUGAAUAAUAAAUUGUUUAUCAAACACCU
Messenger RNA from Stegodyphus dumicola, 5001 nucleotides. Its product is annotated as ral GTPase-activating protein subunit beta. Gene Ontology annotation, molecular function: GTPase activator activity. Lineage: Eukaryota; Metazoa; Arthropoda; Arachnida; Araneae; Eresidae. The record is from RefSeq and is a predicted model, not a curated record. Gene Ontology annotation, biological process: activation of GTPase activity; regulation of small GTPase mediated signal transduction.